AUGAAUGACCCACGCCCAUAUCACGUCCUAAGCUAUGGCACCCUUCUGGGAACCCAGUUCUUCCAGUCCUUCGUCGGAGGCUUUGUUGCCUUCCGCGCCCUGCCGAGGCCCCAGUUCGCCAGUCUGCAAACUGCCAUCUUCCCCAUCUACUUCUCGCUGCAGACAGCCUUGCCUGUGGUAGUCGCCUUGACCGCUUCUCGCGGCGGACAGGCACUGGGACUAUCUGGACUGACUGCGCCAGAGAACCGCCUUAACACCUUCCUGCCCAUGGCAACCGUGGCAGUGACCGGGUUGGUGAACAUGUUCGUUCUGCGUCCCAUUACUGUCAAUGUGAUGCGCGAGCGGAAGCACCAGGAAACCCGUGAUGGCAAGAGGAGCUACGACCCGGCGCCUCACUCGAAGGAGAUGCUGGCUCUGAACAAGAAGUUCGGUCGUGUGCAUGGCAUCUCGAGUCUGGUCAACUUGAUCAGCUUUAUUGCUACAGUCUACUACGGUGUUGUACUGAGCAAGAGACUUGAGUGA
This is a messenger RNA of Penicillium arizonense, 522 nucleotides long. Its product is annotated as DUF4149 domain-containing protein. The record is from RefSeq and is a predicted model, not a curated record. NCBI's taxonomy places the organism in Eukaryota, Fungi, Ascomycota, Eurotiomycetes, Eurotiales, Aspergillaceae. The transcript has 4 exons. Bases 1 to 522 code for a protein of 173 amino acids.